This is a messenger RNA of Colletotrichum phormii, 390 nucleotides long. Its product is annotated as endoribonuclease L-PSP. The record is from RefSeq and is a predicted model, not a curated record. NCBI's taxonomy places the organism in Eukaryota, Fungi, Ascomycota, Sordariomycetes, Glomerellales, Glomerellaceae. The transcript has 3 exons. Gene Ontology annotation, molecular function: deaminase activity. Gene Ontology annotation, cellular component: mitochondrion; cytosol. The coding region runs from base 1 to 390 and encodes 129 amino acids.
AUGUCCUCCUCAAAGACCCCUGUUCUCACCGAUAAGGCAGCCAAGCCCCUGCCCGGCAUCUACAGCCAAGCCAUUAUCGCCAAUGGCAUGGUCUUCUGCUCUGGCGCCGUUCCCAUGGACCCGGUGACUAUGGAAAUCAUCGACGGUGACGUCCAAGCACACACGCACCAAUGCAUUAAGAACCUCACCGCGGUUCUAGAAGGCGCUGGUACCACGAUUGAUAAGGUGGUCAAGGUCAACGUCUUCCUUUCGGAUAUGGACGACUUUGCUGCGAUGAAUGAGGUUUACUGCACCUACUGGGGCGAUAUAAAGCCAUCGAGAACUUGCGUUGCGGUCAAGACCCUCCCUCUUAAUGUUGAUGUUGAGAUUGAGUGCAUAGCUGUCUUGUAG